Messenger RNA from Diuraphis noxia (Russian wheat aphid), 990 nucleotides. RefSeq names its product U5 small nuclear ribonucleoprotein TSSC4. The record is from RefSeq and is a predicted model, not a curated record. NCBI's taxonomy places the organism in Eukaryota, Metazoa, Arthropoda, Insecta, Hemiptera, Aphididae.
UAUAUAGGUAGAUAGUAAUGUAGUUUAUUAGUUUACUAUUUGGCAUAUUAUUUUCUAUUUCUAGUUUGCUAGUGUUAUAAAAUCGCUGUGGCUAGAGACCUGGACAAAAUUACUGUUUACCCURCCUAAACUACAUCAUAUUUCGAUAUUAUAUUGGUAUUGUUAGAUUUAAGCAAAUCGACUGUCCUUAGCGACUUUUGUGAAUUGCGAUGUUAAUGCGUACAACGACGUAGUAUCGCGAAAAGAAUUUUCGUUGUCCAGUCUUCAAUCGGACACAAAUCAUGUCAUUUCAGGAUCCAACAUUCGUCGGCGACACUCAAGAGUUUCAGAACAAACGUACAAACCUGUUCGCCGUGCUUGAUCAAGCAGAGAAGGAUUUGGAAUCAAAAAUUAAAAAAGCUUCAACAGCUGAUGCACAUGAAAUACUCAAUGGUCGUGUAGAACGUAGGAAUGGUCGUUCAYUGACCAGACARUUCCGAGGCAAAGACAGUCUAUUUGUCAAGCCGGAAAUACCGCCGUGGCGUAUAAUCGAAAAACACAGACCACCAGAUUUCAAAUUACAUCCCCACAAAUGGACUAAAUAUUCAUUGGCUGAUGUGAAYGAAAUGAACGACAAGAGCAAUGCAGCUGCUGCAUUUGCAUUUCUUAAAGAAAUGCAAACUAGAAAAUCUAAAGAUGAUGAAAAUGAUAAUGAAGAAGGAAAGAAAAUAGUGUUCAAGCGAACCCUGAAGUCUAAUGAACCAGAAUUGAAACCUAGUUUUAAGAGCACUAAACUGGUUAUGCCAGAAUACGAAUUUGGAAAAAAAAUACAGAAGAAAAAAACUAGACCAGAACGUACAACAGAUGGAACUACUUCCAAUAAAGAAAUUAAACUUGGGCAUUUGAUGGAAGAUGAAAUUGAUGAAUGAUUCAUAUUUUGUGUAAACUGUAAAUACUAGUUGUAUAGUUAAUUUUAUGUUUGCAAUCUUACAAAAAUUAUUUUAAACUUAA